AUGGGCGGCACGUCGUCCACGGUAGUGGCCGCAGCAGCUCUCCAGCAGCAGCAGCAGCAACAGCAGCAACAACACCACCAGCAACAUCAUCAACAGCAACAAGAGCAACAGCAUCACCACCAACUGUCACAUCAGUUAUCACAGUCACAGGCGCAGGUCGCUGCAUCUUCUUCCACGCUGGGAGCGCUUUCACCUUCGUCCACGUCGUACUACAGCAGUUGCUGCUCAGACGUUGCAGCCGCCGCUUUGUCCUCUCUGAUGGCGUCCACCAGCCAGUUUUCUCAGUUUCAAAGUUCGCUCAACUUUGCCAGUAACAACAUCAGCCACAACAGCAAUAGCAACUGUAGCAGUAGCACAAACAACGUAAACAGUUUGGAUCACUUGUCAACAAUGGAGAAUUCAUCAAACCACACAACAUCACAGCAAACACAGGACGACCCCGAAACAGAGCAACGUCAUCAGCAACAGCAGCAACAACAGCAGCAGCAGCAGCCGCAACGACAAGAGCAGGAAGAGCUACCAGCUAUCUUGAUGGGUGCUAAUAUUCUAGAAAGUAGUAACAUAGCCAACAUUAAUCUAAUCGACAGCGAUAGGAACAAUGACUCGGACAGCAAUCAUGACAGCCUCCGGCAACACCAAACUCAGCAUCAUCGACAACAGCAACACGAUUCCGAAGCUAACGUUUCGGUUGUGGAUGAUGACAUCACUUGA
Molecule: messenger RNA, 711 nt
Organism: Wyeomyia smithii (pitcher-plant mosquito)
Lineage: Eukaryota; Metazoa; Arthropoda; Insecta; Diptera; Culicidae
Product: ras-interacting protein RIP3-like
Exons: 1
Coding region: 1-711 (236 amino acids)
Source: RefSeq, a predicted model, not a curated record